This is a messenger RNA of Manis pentadactyla (Chinese pangolin), 485 nucleotides long. It is a transcript of the gene GPHB5, whose product is annotated as glycoprotein hormone subunit beta 5. Gene Ontology annotation, biological process: G protein-coupled receptor signaling pathway; regulation of thyroid hormone receptor signaling pathway. Gene Ontology annotation, cellular component: cytoplasm; extracellular region. The coding region runs from base 1 to 393 and encodes 130 amino acids. Gene Ontology annotation, molecular function: hormone activity. The transcript is spliced from 2 exons. Lineage: Eukaryota; Metazoa; Chordata; Mammalia; Pholidota; Manidae. The record is from RefSeq and is a predicted model, not a curated record.
AUGAAGCUCGCAUACCUUCUCCUUGGCCCCAUGGUCCUCCUCCUCCUGGCUGGCUGCAGCUGUGCCCUCAGCACCUCCAGCGGAAACCUGCACACCUUUGUGGGCUGUGCUGUGAGGGAGUUUACUUUCCUGGCCAAGAAGCCAGGCUGCAGGGGCCUUCGGAUCACUACGGAUGCCUGCUGGGGCCGCUGCGAAACCUGGGAGAAGCCCAUUCUGGAACCCCCCUACAUUGAAGCACAUCAUCGCGUCUGUACCUACAAUGAGACCAAGCAGGUGACAGUGAAGCUGCCCAGCUGUGCACCAGGAGUCGACCCCUUCUACACCUACCCCGUGGCUGUGCGCUGUGAUUGCGGGGCCUGCUCCACUGCCACCACGGAGUGUGAGACCCUCUGAGCUGCCAUGGCCUGCAGGACACAGCUGGUGGCCUCAUGCCUCACAGAACCCCCUACACGGCAGUACAAGCAGUGUACCCCUGAAUUCAUGGA